AUGCAGUUCGCACUACCUCCGCGGAGAAGCCCCCAUGCUGUCACAGGCGCGCGGUCGACCCGAAUGCCAAUGUAUCGCAGAAAACAGCUCAAGACCGUCGCCCUGAUUUCCUUCGCCAUCAUCUCAAUCCUCUUCCUACUCUCACAUCUCUACCCCUCAAGCUCGACCUCGACACCCAGUACGCAUGCUGACACGGCAGGCGUGGUGAUCGUGACAGUGCUGGAUCGGAAACAACUCAGCGAGGGCUAUAUUAAAAAGAUCAUCGCCAAUCGCGAACACUACACGAAGGCCCAUGGCUAUACCAAUUUUUUCGCAAGUACGUCCGACUACGAAGAGGCCAUAGGCGAUGCCCAACGAAGCUGGGCCACAGUCCCGGCUGUUCGAAACGCCAUGGCUACCUACCCACGCGCGAAAUACUUCUUUCACCUCAGCCCGCACGCUCUGAUCAUGGACCCGACCAAAUCCCUCGAAUCCCACCUUUUAGACAAGAGUCGAAUUGAAACUCUGAUGCUUAAAGAUUACCCCGUCGUACCGCCUGACAGCAUCAUCAAGACGUUUCCGUAUCUAAAGGAGAAAGACAUUGAUCUCAUCACGACACAAGACAUUGAGGACCUCACACCGGGUAGUUUCGUGCUGCGGAAUGGAGACUUUGCGCGCUUCUUCCUGGAUAUAUGGUUCGAUCCUCUGUUCCGCAGCUAUAACUUCGCCAAAGCCGAGGUUCACGGAUUGGAUCACAUCUUGCAAUGGCAUCCAACCGUGCUUGCUCGAACGGCUCUUGUACCCCAGCGGGUCAUAAAUGCUUACAGCAAAGACUCCCCAGGCGCUGCUGUCAAUGGUACUUACCAAGAGGGUGAUUUCAUCCUCCGGUUCCCUAGAUGCGAUAGUACUGAGACCGGUGACUGCGCCGAGGCGGAAGCAUACUACAAAGUGUGGCUGAAGAAGACCCAAAAAGAUUAA
Messenger RNA from Penicillium taxi, 957 nucleotides. RefSeq names its product putative alpha-1,6-mannosyltransferase subunit. The record is from RefSeq and is a predicted model, not a curated record. Gene Ontology annotation, biological process: protein N-linked glycosylation. Gene Ontology annotation, cellular component: Golgi membrane; mannan polymerase complex. Bases 1 to 957 code for a protein of 318 amino acids. Lineage: Eukaryota; Fungi; Ascomycota; Eurotiomycetes; Eurotiales; Aspergillaceae. The transcript is spliced from 3 exons. Gene Ontology annotation, molecular function: alpha-1,6-mannosyltransferase activity.